Messenger RNA from Trichoderma asperellum CBS 433.97, 2259 nucleotides. The record is from RefSeq and is a predicted model, not a curated record. Lineage: Eukaryota; Fungi; Ascomycota; Sordariomycetes; Hypocreales; Hypocreaceae.
AUGCGUAUUCCUAUCCAGCGCCUACCCCCGUCGCAUAUUGCCUCGGAGCCUCCAGUUGGAGAUGGCGAGACCAUAACUCUCAUCCACGCGACGCUGCUGAUCCCAGGCCGCGGAGAGCCUAUUCACAAUGGACUGCUGGCUAUCAAGGGCAGUAAAAUCGACUGGGUUGGCACAUAUCUCGACCUUCCAGCCAAGUAUAAAGGCAUCACGCCAAAGCAUGUUCCAGUCCUGAUGCCAGGCCUGUGGGACUGCCACGUUCACUUCAUGGGACUGGAACUUACCGGCGCAGCUUUAGAAGGCGGAGGCAAUGCCUAUCUCCCUGGUUUCAAUGCGCUAGCUGGCGCCAUCUCGGUGGAAGACCUGAAGAUGACGCUGAUGGCGGGCUACACAUCGGUGCGAGAGCUCGGCGGCUAUGGAUGCGAUCUCUGGCCCGGCGUGCAGAACGGCCCCUUGGUCGGUCCCAAUAUUUACUCAGCAGUUGCUCCGCUAUCCAUCACCGGCGGCCAUGGAGAUGAUCACUCCUCACCGAUUCAGACCGUCCUGGAUGCCAUGAACUGCGGCGGCUCUCCCAUUGGCGUAUGUGACGGCGUCGACGACUGUGUCAAGACGGUUCGAAAAAUGAUAAGACGAGGAGCUCGCUGCAUCAAAGUAUGUUCCAGCGGAGGGGUCCUCAGCCUCAACGACAACCCGGAGGAUCGCCAGUUCUCAGACGAAGAGCUCAAGGCCAUAGUGGACGAGGCAGCGCGGAGCCGACGAGCCGUCGCAGCUCAUGCUAUAGGCAAGGCUGGCAUCUUGGCCGCGCUCCGAGCCGGCGUCAAGUCGAUCGAGCACGGCAUGUACAUGGACGAAGAGGUGGCCGACCUCAUAUUGGAAAAAGACGCCAUCUUCGUCGCUACUCAUCACAUUGUUCGGACCCUGGCGCGAGAUUACGUCGACGAACUACCGCUUCCGGUCAAGCGGAAGCUGCUUACCGUCAAUGAGAAGGCCAGAGAUUCGUACAAACUGGCCAUCAAGAAAGGCGUCAAGAUUGCUCUGGGAACCGACAUGCUCAACAGUGCCAGGACGUCUGCCCUCUCGCACGGCAAUAAUGCAAAAGAGCUCACGUAUGCGGUAGAGCUGGGCAUGUCGCCUCUCCAGGCCAUCGAAUGCGCAACGGCAAACGGCCCAGAGACGCUCGGAGGCAUGGCGCCCCUGAGCGGCCAGCUCAAAAUCGGGUACGACGCCGAUGUGAUUGCCGUUGCCUUGAAUCCGCUAGACGACAUCCGCGUCUUGACGGAUCCCGGCAACGUCACGCAUGUGUGGAAGGGUGAACAGCACUUGCGCGCACAGCUUGAACUCCUCCAAAACCACGACCCAGCUCCGUCGUCCGCCUCGCCCAAUCCGAGCGCGCGCGACCCUCGAGGCCCUCCAUCGCGGCCGCCGAAUGGAUACGACGUCCUGGCAGCAACAUCGCAAGACGUCGCCCGCCCUGUACUCGCCAAGCUAGACGCUGAAGCGCACAUCCACCCUGAUCUUCGAGCCUCCGUCGGCCACGCGCCAGCUCCCAACAUGAUGCCCAUGGGCCCUCCUCCGGGGCACAGCCCUGUCGCAACCGGUCCCGGUCCUUCAGCCGUGCCGCUGGCCCCCGCGCCGCCUCAGCAAAUGGCCAUGGACGAUGCCAACUCCAACGAUGGCCGCAAGGCGAAGCGCGAGCUGUCGCAGUCCAAGCGCGCCGCUCAGAACAGAGCCGCACAGAGAGCUUUCCGACAGCGCAAGGAGGGUUAUAUUAAGAAGCUCGAGCAACAAGUUCGUGAGCUUGCAGAACUAGAGCAUUCAUAUAAGUCGAUGCAAUCCGAGAACUACGCUCUCCGAGAAUAUGUGAUUCACCUGCAAUCCCGACUUCUUGACACCCAGGGCGAAUUCCCCCCGCCCCCUCCAAACGUCAAUCUCUCGCAGCCUUCAUCUGCUGCUCCUCCUCCGCCACCCACGAUCCCUGAGCAGCACCAUCAGCCGCAUCAGCAACAGCAUCAACACCAAGCACCGCCGCCGCCGCAACAGCCUCCCAACAGCAGCAAUUCCGGUGUAGGCACCCCCCUCGAGGCCGUGGCGCAGGCCGUCGCGGGACUAACCGCCCAGGAGCAAAUGGUUGAGCGAUCGCAGACCUAUCCCAGCCCACCAUUCAAGUCCGAUCAGCCAGGCGAACGAGAUGGCAAUCCCCACCCAGCUUCGGAGGACUUGAGCAGGCAACUGAAUCCUGAAGAGCGACCAGCCCAAGCUUAG